AUGAUUGCUGCAUUUAAUGUAUGGCUCCAAGUACCUCAAGACGAGCUACUUGCCAUCACCAAAGUGAUCGGCAUGCUCCACAGUGCCAGCUUGCUCAUCGAUGAUGUUGAAGAUGACUCGGUGUUGCGUCGUGGUGUUCCUGCAGCCCAUCAUUUGUUUGGUUUGCCACAAACCAUCAAUUGUGCUAAUUACGUCUACUUUUUGGCACUCGACGAGAUCAUCAAGCUCAAGAAUCCGGAAAUGGUCAAGAUCUACACAGAGGAGCUCGUCAAUCUUCAUCGUGGUCAAGGCAUGGAACUUUAUUGGCGUGACACAGCUACAUGUCCUACAGAGGAAGAAUUUAUCGAGAUGGUGGACAAUAAAACGGGUGGUUUGCUCCGCUUGGCCGUGAAACUUAUGCAAGCUGCCAGCACAUCCAAACAGGAUUACACUGGUUUGGUGAGCAAGAUCGGUAUCCAUUUUCAAGUGCGUGAUGAUUAUAUGAAUCUCCAAUCACAGCAGUAUGCUGACAACAAGGGCUUUUGUGAAGACUUGACCGAAGGCAAAUUCUCAUUCCCAAUCAUCCACUCGAUUCGCAGCGAUCCUAACAACCGCCAGCUGCUUAACAUUCUUAAGAAACGCAGCGAUUCAUUGGAGAUCAAACAGUAUGCUUUACAACUCCUUGAGCGAACGGGCACGUUUGACUAUUGUCGCAAGUUUUUGGCCAACAUCGAAGUCGAGGCACGUAAAGAAAUUGAGCAACUUGGUGGCAAUUCCAAAUUAGAAAAGAUCAUGGAUAUGCUGAGCAUCCCUGUUUGA
Molecule: messenger RNA, 798 nt
Organism: Lichtheimia ornata
Lineage: Eukaryota; Fungi; Mucoromycota; Mucoromycetes; Mucorales; Lichtheimiaceae
Exons: 7
Coding region: 1-798 (265 amino acids)
Biological process (GO): isoprenoid biosynthetic process
Molecular function (GO): prenyltransferase activity
Source: RefSeq, a predicted model, not a curated record